AUGGCACUUACAGAAACUGCAAAAAAAGCUUUAUGGAUGAAGGAGACUUUACGUGAGCUUAGCCUUCUGUACCACAGUGAGACUAUAAACAUUGUGUGUGAUAACAAGGGAGAAAUUGAUUUGUCUUCCAGCACCAAGCAUUAUGGACGGUCCAAACACAUUGCCAUUAAACAUCAGUUUAUUCGUGAGUUAGUGGAAAACAAGUCUGUCAAUGUGGAUUACAUAGCAAGAUUUUCAUUUCCCACAUCUCAACAGCCUAACAGCGCAGUCAUCAACAUCUUAAUGCUACAAGACAACUCUAUUAACUUCCAUUCAGCUAUGUCCCCUGAGACUUCAGCCUACCUACCUAUCAGAGGCGUCGGAACUGGGGGGGCAAGGGGGCAGCUCGCCCCCCCCAAACAUAGAGAGGCGCCGAUCAGGAUAGAGGAGGAGCGGAGGAGCGAUGUGCGGUCAGGUGAAAGACCGCACAUUACAUCCUCCGCUCCGUGUAGUGAACAUCCCGCGCCCAGUGCGGACCCCUCCCCCGUCAUUUUCAGGCAUUUUUUUGUUUGUUAUAGCUGCCGCUGCGCUGCUAGUCACACAGCAGCAGCAGCAGCAGCAGCAGCAUCCCUGCAGCCAGAGGAGCUCCGCCUCCUUGAGUUCUGCUCUGCGAGGUGCGAGCAUCCCGGCCGUCAGCUUGAGGGAGGAGGGGAUCUCUCCGCGCGCGAUGGAUGCAGCCGAUCCGAUGGCGGAUCUACUGAGCCUGGAGCCGGACAGCGUACCCAAAAAACCCAAAAACAAAUCUUGGCUUUCAAUCCCAUGGAUAAGUGGAUAAGACUGCUUCCAGUAAAGAGGUUUUUAUUUAUACGUUGUAUUCUAUAUCUGGAUAUACUGGAAUUUUCCUGUUUAUGUGCAACUGAGGUGUCAAUUCUGAAUGAAGUUGUGUGUCUGCCACUAAACCACAGAGAAGAUCGCAGAUGAGACCAGAGAGCAGACCUCAGUAACAAGUGGAUGCAGCGAAGCAGCAGUCAAAGUGUACUACAGACAAUGGACUGUGACUUUAUUCACACAGAAAUUGGUUUUAAUUUAAACAUGUAAAAAUGAUCCAGAUGAAGCACGAUAGAACUUGGCAUAACUCAAUCAGCAUGACAGAGUGAUCUCCACCCGUGUCUUCGUCAACAUCUCACCUGUGUUAAUGAGAGAAUCACUGACAUGAUGUCUGCUGGUCCUUUUGUGGCAGAGCCGAACUGCAUUGGAAAUGUUGUUUUUGGAAUUAAGUUCAUUGUGAUGGCAAAGAGGGACUUGACAAUUAAUUGCAAUUCAUCUGAUCACUAUUCAUGACAUUCUAGAGUAUGUGCAACUUGCCAUCAUAAAAACUGAGGCAGCAAUUUUUGUGAAUACCAAUAUUUGUGUAAUUCUAAAAACUUUUGGCCAUGGCUGUAAGAUCAUAUCCAAUAAAUAUACA
Molecule: messenger RNA, 1444 nt
Organism: Pseudophryne corroboree (corroboree frog)
Lineage: Eukaryota; Metazoa; Chordata; Amphibia; Anura; Myobatrachidae
Exons: 8
Coding region: 1-960 (319 amino acids)
Source: RefSeq, a predicted model, not a curated record